GUGGCUGCGGGAGGGUGGGGCGUCCUGUUUACAGCCCUGUGGGGUAUUAUCGGCCCAUCGCAUGCAGCAGCCUCCACAGCCCAACCACCUGGCGAAGCUCCCUGGCGCGGCGCCAGGCCAUUUCACCAUGCAGCUCAGCAGUGACGGAUGCUUUGGUUCUUGGGCAACGGCAAAUGGAAAAAACAAAACAAAACAGCGCGCACCGGAGAUAAGGAGCCCUAGGUGCUAUCUUCCAGGGCCACUUGGCCCCGUCUCCCAACUGUUGCGUUCGUAUGGCUUGGGGGAGAGGGGUCCUUGAGCAGAGAGGACCAGGUCCAGUGCCUGCGCGGUGAGGGAUGGUGAACAGGGUGGAAAGGCACAGAGAGGUGACAAGAGGGGCCUGAAACACCACAGCAGACGGACCGAUUCCUUCAGUAGUGGCCUUUGAGGGCCCACCACGAGCCGGCCCUGUGAUAAGCACUGGUGAUCAUGCAGGAGGAGCAGGACCAGAAGCUGCUGAUCAGGUUGAAGUGGGAAAGGCUGACACAAUCCCUAAGUGCCAGGCUGCCGGGCACAACCUUGGGGGGGGGGUUCCCCCAGCCACUGACUCUUCCUUCCGAAGGACCACCAGUUUACCCCUGCUGUCCGCUCACAGCCGUGGCCACACCAGCAAACUCCCAACCCAGGAAGCCGAAGGAGAAGGGCGGCAGCUCUCAGAAGGAGGAGUCGGGGGAAGGAGGAGGGAGGCAGAUGAUGCAGGAAGUGAGGCAUCUGUGGCUGCCCUUCUCAAUGUGGCCAGAGACAGACUGCGAAGGUGGUGGUGGGGGGGUCUUCGCAGCUUCAGAGGGGAAACCAGCCCCUGACCAAAGGGCCCUGGCAGGGCACCUAGGCGGCUACUUCACUUAUUUUACCAUCUCCGGGGCAGUGCAGGAGAGAGAGGCCUGGGACGCAAGACAAGGCCACACCCCAGCCACCCUCCAUCAGCAUGAGGACCAGGGAUCCCCAAACCCCCCAAAAGGACUACAGAAGGAAGGACAGAGAGACAGCCAAGGAGAUUUCACACGUGGCAAAAACUCAGCAACGUGCAGCAAAAAUAACUCAUUAUAACAGAAGCUGGACACAGACUGGAGGAAAUUAAAGGAGAUUUAAAAAAUGCAGACUAGCAAAAACUGAAAAAUAAAAACUAUGCGUGCUGCCACUCAGCAAUCA
Phacochoerus africanus (Common warthog) is the source of this 1188-nucleotide messenger RNA. RefSeq lists its product as uncharacterized. Lineage: Eukaryota; Metazoa; Chordata; Mammalia; Artiodactyla; Suidae. The record is from RefSeq and is a predicted model, not a curated record. The transcript has 2 exons. Bases 469 to 1086 code for a protein of 205 amino acids.